This is a messenger RNA of Ixodes scapularis (black-legged tick), 4077 nucleotides long. Its product is annotated as DNA damage-binding protein 1. The transcript is spliced from 24 exons. Gene Ontology annotation, cellular component: site of double-strand break; nucleus. Lineage: Eukaryota; Metazoa; Arthropoda; Arachnida; Ixodida; Ixodidae. The coding region runs from base 66 to 3497 and encodes 1143 amino acids. Gene Ontology annotation, molecular function: nucleic acid binding; protein binding. Gene Ontology annotation, biological process: DNA repair; proteasome-mediated ubiquitin-dependent protein catabolic process. The record is from RefSeq and is a predicted model, not a curated record.
AAUCAUAGAAGGGAAGAUAAAACCUCUGUUCAGCCGAGUGCCUCUUCCAUGAUCCCGACACCAAAAUGUCUUAUAAUUACGUUGUGACUGCCCACAAGCCGACCGGCGUUUGUGCAUGCGUUACAGGCAACUUCACCUCGCCCAAUGACAUCAACCUUAUUCUCGCGAAGAAUACGAGGCUCGAGAUAUACGUGGUGUCGCCCGAAGGCCUGCGACCUGUCAAGGAAAUCGGGAUCUAUGGCAGGAUCAGCAUCAUGAAGCUGUUCCGGCCGCCGGGCGAGAAAAAAGACCUAUUGUUCUUUCUGACGGCCAAGUACAAUGCCGCCAUUUUGGAGUGCAUUCAGGACGGCGGUGAUGGCGGCGUUGAGAUCAUCACGAAAGCCCAUGGAAACAUUGCUGACUCGUUUUCGAGACCCUCGGAGACUGGCAACAUUGGGAUCAUUGAUCCGGAGUGCCGGGUGAUUGGUCUGAGGCUCUAUGAUGGGCUGUUCAAGGUCAUCCCCUUGGACAGGGACAACAGGGAGCUGAAGGCCUUCAAUAUCAGGAUGGAGGAACUAACGGUGCAGGACAUGGAGUUCCUUCAUGGCUGCAAGACGCCGACCAUUGUGCUGCUGCACCAGGACAGCCAGGCGCGCCACAUGAAGACCUACGAGAUCUCCCUCAAGGACAAAGAGUUCGUCAAGGGGCCCUGGAAGCAGGACCACGUCGAGAGCGAGGCCACCAUCGUCAUCGCAGUGCCCGAGCCCUUCUGUGGUGCCCUGGUCAUUGGGCAAGAAUCGAUCACCUAUCACAACGGUGACCAGUAUGUGGUCAUCACCCCUCAUCUCAUCAGACAAAGCACCAUCGUGUGCUACGGAAAGGUGGACGCAAAUGGCUCUCGCUACCUCCUGGGAGACAUGGCCGGCCGUCUGUUCAUGCUCCUGCUGGAGCGAGAGGACAAGAUGGACGGCACGACCACUGUCAAAGACCUCAAGCUCGAGUUCCUGGGAGAGAUCACAAUUGCGGAGUGCAUGACGUACCUGGACAACGGGGUGGUGUACGUGGGCUCUCGGCUGGGCGACUCGCAGCUGAUCAAGCUCAACUCGGAGCGCAACGAGCAGGGUUCCUACGUGGAGGUCAUGGAGGUCUUCACCAACCUGGGCCCCAUCGUGGACAUGUGCGUGGUGGACCUCGAGAGGCAGGGCCAGGGCCAGCUGGUGACCUGCUCGGGCGCCUUCAAGGAGGGCUCUCUGCGCAUCAUCCGCAACGGCAUCGGGAUCCACGAGCAUGCCAGCAUCGACCUGCCAGGCAUCAAGGGCAUCUGGCCACUCAGGGUCAACACGGACAGCUCCAGAGACAACACCCUCGUCCUGUCCUUCGUCGGACAGACCAGGGUCCUUAUGCUGAGCGGUGAAGAGGUUGAAGAGACAGAACUGGCCGGCUUCGACAUCUCCCAGCAGACAUUCUUCUGCGGCAAUGUCCGCAACAACCAGCUCAUUCAGGUGACGGCCGCAGCGGUGAGGUUGGUGGACGGAAAGACGAAGCUCUUACUCAAUGAGUGGAAGCCUCCCGGCGGUAAGAACAUUAGCGUGGUGACGUGCAACCAGAACCAGGUGGUGUGUGCGGUGCGACAGGAGGUGUUCUGCCUCGAGAUCGCCGACGGAACGCUCAAGCAAACCAGCAAUGCGGAGAUGGAGAACGAGGUGGCCUGUCUAGACAUCACACCUCUCAACGACGGCUCUGGCAAGUCUGACCUCUGUGCCGUCGGACUCUGGACGGACAUCUCCAUCCGCGUGCUGAGGUUGCCUUCCCUCGAGCAGCUUCAAAAGGAGAACAUUGGCGGCGAAAUAAUCCCGAGGUCCAUCUUGAUGACAACAUUUGAGGGGGUGCACUACCUGUUGUGUGCCCUGGGAGACGGCUCCCUGUUCUAUUUCCUUCUGGACGCUUCCACCGGUGCCGUCAGCGACAGGAAGAAGGUGACACUGGGCACCCAGCCCACAGUGCUGAAGACCUUCAAGUCGCUGUCGACCAGCAACGUGUUUGCGUGUUCGGACCGCCCCACCGUCAUCUACUCGAGCAAUCACAAGCUGGUGUUCUCCAACGUCAACCUCAAGGAGGUCAACCACAUGUGCCCCCUCAACUCUGAGGGCUACCCCGACAGUCUGGCGUUGGCAAAUGACGGGACCCUGCUGAUUGGCACCAUUGACGAGAUCCAGAAGUUGCACAUCAGGACGGUGCCCCUGGGAGAGUUGCCCAGGAGGAUCGCGUACCAGGAAGCGACACAGACGUUUGGCGUCAUCACGAUCCGGAACGACAUUCAGGGCACAGGAGGUCUGACACCCGUCAGACCCAGUGCGAGCACCCAGGCUCAAAACGUUACCUACAGUUCAACAAUGAGCUCUGUGUUCAAGCCGGGAACAGGCAGCGGAAACGACCAGCUUGGCCAAGAGGUGGAGGUCCACAAUCUUCUCAUCGUCGAUCAACACACCUUCGAAGUGCUGCACGCACACCAGUUCAUGCAGACGGAGUACGCCAUGAGCAUCGUUUCCACGCGGCUCGGCAGCGACCCCAACGUGUACUUCAUCGUGGGCACAGCCAUCGUGCUUCCGGACGAGUCAGACCCGAAGCAGGGGCGCAUCAUCAUCUUUCACUGGGUGGACGGCAAGCUGCAGCAGGUCGCAGAGAAGGAGAUCAAGGGGGCCCCCUACUCGCUGCUGGAGUUCAACGGCAAGCUGCUGGCGAGCAUCAACAGCACGGUGCGGCUGUUCGAGUGGAAUGCAGAACGGGAGCUGCACAACGAGUGCAGCCAUUUCAACAACAUCCUGGCCCUCUAUCUCAAGACCAAAGGGGACUUCAUCCUGGUCGGGGACCUCAUGCGCUCCAUGUCCCUCCUUGCCUACAAGCCCCUCGAGGGAAGCUUCGAGGAGAUUGCGCGGGACUACCAGACCAACUGGAUGUGCGCCGUCGAGAUUCUGGACGAUGACACGUUCCUCGGGGCUGAGUCCACCACCAACCUGUUUGUGUGCCAGAAGGACAGUGCCGCGACGACGGACGAAGACCGUCAGCACCUGCAGGAGGUCGGCCAGUUCCACCUGGGCGAGUUUGUGAACAUCUUCAGGCAUGGAUCUCUAGUGAUGCAGCACCCCGGCGAAGCCUCGUCCCCCACCCAGGGAUCGGUGCUCUUUGGAACCAUUCACGGUGCCAUUGGGCUGGUCGCGCAGCUGCCCUCUGACUUCUACAACUUCUUGCUCGAAGUCCAGGGCAACCUAACCAAGGUCAUCAAAAGCGUUGGCAAGAUCGACCACACCUUCUGGCGUUCUUUCUCGACGGAGCGGAAGACGGAGCAAGCGCAAGGGUUCAUUGACGGCGACCUCAUCGAGAGUUUUCUUGACCUCAGUCGAGACAAAAUGCAAGAAGUUCUUCAGGGAAUACAGAUGGACGACGGUAGCGGCAUGAAGAGGGACGCCACCGUCGACGAUUUAAUCAAGAUCAUAGAAGAGCUGAGCAGAGUUCACUGAGUUUCAUUUUUCACCCGCGUUUGCAUCGCGCAUCUUCCCAUCUCGUCAUCCAUUAUUACGUACGUUUGCAUCCGCGCCUUUCCGGAACUCCGCCCGUUUUGCCGAGGAGUUCACAAACUGUGACCGAAUUUCUUUGCUUGCUUUUCUGUCUUCUCCUUCCGGUCUGAAGCCGCUUGGUUUGUCGGUUUCUUGCUUCUAAUGUCAUUACUUCGCGAGUCGGCCGAGUCUGAAGCUCACCCAGGUCAAUUAUGAAGCCACUUAGUCGCAAUUUUUUCUCAAUUCCUCGAAGUCAUUACACAAACUUCAUGUCGCGUGCAUCAGGCCGACAGCAACAUUAAAAGAAUGUUAAAAUUAUGUGGCACGGUUUCGUCGGAAAUAGAGUCUCGACAGAAACAAGAAGCUAACAUUUUGUGCGUCUGUAGAGAUUGCAGGAUAUGUUUGUAAACAAUAAUGUACAGUUUUCGUUUUGUUGUUGUUGAUUUCUGUCUAACUCGAAUUACCUGGCCUAACCUUUUCAUUUUCUUUCUAGAGCGAUACCAUGGACGUACUGAAAUAAAGAGUACUUUAUACAUAUAAAAAA